AGGGCGUGUCGCGGGAUGCGGAGGCGGGGAGGGGCGAGCGGGUCUCUACCCCGAGGCAAGAGGAAGGCAUUGGGCAUCCAACACCAGCUGGGAAGGAGGGUAUAUAAGAACCGGACUUCACCUGCAGCAAUCGCAGUCGCGUUUACGUCUAUCAUGAAGGCUCUGGUUCUGCUCGUGUUGGCCGGCGUGGUCGCUGGCAAGACCGGCCUGCUGUACACAUACCAGUUCCCUACCCUGAGGACUGCUAGUAUCCAGUACUCCGCUCCGGCCGUCCAGCAUGUCAUCCCGGCCACACAGUACACCGUAACUGGCUAUUCCGCCCCAGUAGCCCAGGUGUCCGCCCCAGUAGCCUCCGUGCCCGCUCCAGUAGUCCGGUAUUCCGUCCCCGUAGCCCAGUACACACAGGCUGCCGCCACCCAGUACACCAUCCCAGCUGCUGCUCAGUACACGAUCCCAGCAGCCACCCAGUACGUCGCUCAGGUGGUACCCGCACCAGCUGCCACAGUGUACCACUCUGUGUCGUCCCCCAUCGUCGUUGAGACUGACGACGAUGAUGACGCCUUUGACGAUGACGACGAUGACAACGUUGGUGGAGUCGUCUUCUAUAGCGCAGGGGACCACGACGACGAUCGCUUCGAGAUUGAUGACGAUGACCGCAAGUAAGCGAUGAGAAGAGAUGACACACGUCUCGCACCUCUCUCUUUCGCUGUCUCUCUCUGUCUAUCGAUUUAUCCUUUUCUCUCUCUUUCCCUCCCAGCUUGUGUCCUAUUCAGGGGCUAAGCUGAGGAAUCGUGACCAUCAACAUUGCCUCGUUAAAAUAUGGUGAUUUUAACGAAAUGAAAAAAUAAAUUCAUAUUCUUAUCAAUCAUUAAUUUUGAAGUCCAGUGUGCAGGGUAGGCCUCUUAAAAAUGGCUUCUAUAACCCUUUAUCUUUCUCGCACGUUUCUGCACUGACGUCUUUGAAUGCACCCUUUUCUUCACGAUAAACUAUUCCAUCAUGUGCCUUUAUUAGUGAAUUAACACUAACAAACAUAACUAUGAAAUAUUUUUUGAGGAGUAAUGCACACAUGAGACGAGAACAGAAAAGUGUGUACUUGUAAAAGAACAAUAAAUGUUUUUUUUUUUUUGCUA
Molecule: messenger RNA, 1130 nt
Organism: Penaeus vannamei (Pacific white shrimp)
Lineage: Eukaryota; Metazoa; Arthropoda; Malacostraca; Decapoda; Penaeidae
Product: vitelline membrane protein Vm26Ab
Source: RefSeq, a predicted model, not a curated record